Messenger RNA from Oncorhynchus masou masou (cherry salmon), 6872 nucleotides. RefSeq names its product myotubularin-like. The record is from RefSeq and is a predicted model, not a curated record. Gene Ontology annotation, biological process: phosphatidylinositol dephosphorylation; mitochondrion distribution; negative regulation of autophagosome assembly. Gene Ontology annotation, molecular function: phosphatidylinositol-3,5-bisphosphate 3-phosphatase activity; phosphatidylinositol-3-phosphate phosphatase activity. The coding region runs from base 106 to 1932 and encodes 608 amino acids. Gene Ontology annotation, cellular component: membrane; cytoplasm. The transcript is spliced from 16 exons. Lineage: Eukaryota; Metazoa; Chordata; Actinopteri; Salmoniformes; Salmonidae.
AGUUCUUCUUCCUGAGAGCGGUGCAAAACACACCGACAAAAUUCGGGAACGGAGAAUAGCAGUUUGUGGAGUCAGUCAGUGGAAGAAGUGCUCCUCUGUAGAGUCAUGGCCUCUGCUUCAAUACCAGUCUACAACUCCUCUAAUAAUCCCUUGGAGAACAGCUCCAGUCACAAUGCGUCCAGAGAGAGUCUGAAAAUGGAGCCGCUGGCCGACUGCAGCUUACUGCCCGGAGAGGAGAGGAUCAUAGACAAAGACAUCAUCUAUAUCUGUCCAUUCAGUGGAGCUCUGAAAGGCAAAGUCUUCAUCACUAACUACAGACUCUACUUCAAGAGUGCAGACGCAGACCCGGCGGUGACUCUGGAUGUUCCGCUGGGCGCCAUUGGCCGGGUGGAGAAGAUGGGCGGAGCCUCCAGUCGGGGGGAGAACUCAUACGGGCUGGACAUCACCUGCAAGGACAUGAGGAACCUGAGGUUUGCGUUGAAGCAGGAGGGACACAGCAGAAGGGACAUCUUUGACAUCCUGUUUAAAUAUGCCUUCCCCCUAUCCCACGGUCUGCUUCUGUUUGCGUACCUGAGUCAAGAGAAAUUUGAAGAGAAUGGCUGGAGUGUGUACAAACCCAUGGAAGAGUUCAGACGGCAGGGCUUACCCAAUGACAAGUGGCGUGUCACAUUCAUCAAUGCCAACUAUGAGCUGUGCGACACCUACCCCACCAUACUGGUGGUUCCCUUCAAAGCCACAGAGGAAGACCUGAGGAAAGUGUGUACCUUCAGGUCCAGAGGACGCAUUCCCGUGCUGUCGUGGAUCCACCGUGAGAACCAGGCUGUUAUCUGCCGCUGCUCCCAGCCCCUGGUGGGGAUGUCUGGGAAGAGGAACAAGGAUGACGAGCGCUACCUGGACCUCAUCCGGGAGGCUAACGGUACCGCCAAGCUCACCAUCUACGAUGCACGGCCCAGCGUCAACGCCGUCGCCAACAAGGCCACGGGUGGGGGUUACGAGGGUGACGAUGCAUAUCAGAACGCUGAGCUGGUGUUUCUAGACAUACACAACAUCCACGUGAUGAGAGAGUCCCUGAAGAAGCUAAAAGACAUUGUCUAUCCCAACGUAGAGGAGUCACACUGGCUGUCAAGUCUGGAGUCUACACACUGGCUAGAACACAUCAAGCUGGUCAUAUCUGGAGCCAUCCAAGUAGCAGACAAGAUAUCGGGAGGUAACUCUGUGGUGGUCCACUGUAGUGAUGGGUGGGACCGGACGGCCCAGCUCACCUCUCUGGCCAUGCUGAUGCUGGACAGCCACUACCGCACCCUGAGAGGAUUCCAGGUACUGCUGGAGAAGGAGUGGAUCGGCUUCGGACACAAGUUUGCCAAUAGGAUAGGACACGGUGAUAAGAACCAUGCUGAUCAGGACAGGUCUCCUAUCUUUGUACAGUUCAUAGACUGUGUCUGGCAGAUGACCAAACAGUUCCCGACAGCAUUUGAGUUUAACGAGCGUCUCCUAGUGACCAUCCUGGACCACCUGUUCAGCUGUCGCUUUGGAACCUUCCUCUACAACUGUGAGCGUGCCAGGGACACUAACGAGUUGCGGUCUAAGACGGUGUCUCUGUGGUCAUUGGUAAACAGUGAUCUGUCCUUCUACCAGAACCCCUUCUACACCCCAGAGUCCAAUAGAGUCCUCUACCCUGUAGCCAGCAUGAGACACCUAGAACUCUGGGUGACUUACUACAUCCGCUGGAACCCUCGCAUUCGACAACAGCAGCAGAGUCCAGUGGAACAGCGUUACAUAGAGCUGUUAGCCCUGAGAGAUGAAUACCUGAAGAAACUAGAGGAACUGCAGCUCUCUGACUCCUCCCCCAACUCCUCCCACCUAUCAAAUAGCUCCACCCCCAACGCAGCCUCUCCCACGCAGCACAUCACCCACCUGCACACCCCCUUCUGAGUGGGGUCGUCACACACACUCCGACGUAUACAACACACGUGUAUGCGCAUUCUCCGGGGUCGGUGUUGAUUACAUGUCAGUUCAGUUAAUGAAUCAUAGGAGAUUGAUUGAAGAUCCAAAUUUGAGAGUUGAAAAGUGACACUUUUUCCCAAUGAAGAUUUUUCAGUUCUGCAGGAUUUCAGAAUUUCAAUUCACUUCCUGAAAUUGAAAUGGGUUUGACCCUGACACAGGAAGUUAUUUUUUGUACAUAACGUUUAAAGUAAUAACGAGGUCGAUAAAUAACAUGGAAUAGACGUAACCAUGGUGAUUAUGCAACAUGUCACAGUACAGCCUUUUCACAACUUUAAUAGAAUGUUGUUUUUCCACAAAAACAAAGAAGCCUUAAUAUAAAAUAAAACAAUGUUUGUAGAUAAACAAUGCUAAAGGUAAAGGGUUAAAACUCACUGGCUGCAUUCCAAUUCACCCAGAAGUGUGCCUUCAGUCACUCCCCUUCAUGCUCAUGCAUUGUAUUGGUGCAAGCAUGGCUGGAUGGAUGUAGUUUCCACCAUAUUCCUCACACCCCAGUCCCUUUUAAAUCUAUGAGGGGGAGCGUAAGAGUGCACACUUCAGGAGAAGGGUAGAGAAUGGGAUCGUAGCCACUGCUCCUCUAGGACUGAAUACACUGCACUCCUCUCCAUGACCAGGGAGAGAAUGGGAGACGGGAAUGAAAAUUUGACUAGAAGUGUAUGUGACGAGUUUCCCUUCAAUCAUUGUGUAGCUGUACCUAUGUCCCAACAUCAGCAAUACCAGUCCAAUCAUUCAGUUAAGUUUGGAUAGGAAGCUUGAGUGCAAACCAAGUCCACUGCAGUUUCCCCAUCCCAACUCACAUAAAUGAUUUAGCAUUCAUACCCACAGAGAUAGUUCCAAUCAGUUCUAUGUUCAUAAGUCCCAAAUUGUAUCAUUUAUUCUGGGUUGAUUGUAGUCCAGUGUAUGAUAUCCAGUAGGCCAAGUAUCCCUGUGUAUUGUACUGUAGAAGGUCUAGGGAGAGACGGGACACAGUCAGUUGUAUUGGUUCCUAUGAGAGGUGCUGAGAGUUUUAUCUCAUAUUGUGGUCCACUCUAGCCUCGUCCCAAAUCUGAUUGUACUGUCUUGCCGACUCAAAAUAACCCUUUUUUUAACCUUUUUUUAUUGGUUCCAGAAACAUAUGUAGCAGGUGUUAUUGCAGGUAUUGCAAAAUGCUUGUGUUCCUCGCUCCGACAGUGCUGUAGUAUCUAACAAGUCACAAUAAUACACACAUCUAAACGUAAAAGAAUGGAAUUAAGAAAUAUAUAAAUAUUAGGACGAGCAAUGUCAAGAGUGGCAUUGAUUUAAAAUACAGUAGAAUUGAAUACAGUAUAUACUACACAUGAGAUGAGUAAAACAGGAUGUAAACGUUAUUAAAGUGACUCAUGGUCGUAGUCAUGCAUUACAUUUACCAUGUGUGUUGGUAAGACGGCACAAACCGAUCUGGCACCAGGCUAGGUCCACUCAGUCCAAUAAUAGUGAUCAGUGGUUCUGCCUCAACCCAACCCAAAACUUCAGAACCUUUACAGCCUGUUACCUUACAUGGUCAAACCCCUCUUGGCAUAAACGUAAACAUUUGCCAUCGACCCUCUUGAUCCCAAUCCGCGUGGCAAAAUGGUUUAGCUCAAAUAUACUGGAGUUUUUUUUUUUGACUCCCACAGAGUAGGUUCAGAAAUAAUCCCCAAAUAAAAGCUGUGGACGGGAGAAGUUCUUUUGCCGAGAGCAAUGUCGAGAGGUGGGAUCAGAUCGGUGGAAGUCCAGAAUCAUUUACAGCGUUUCAAGGGAUCACGAUGUGGGCAAUGUAUUCUCAGACGAGAGUUCUUUGGACAAGAAUCACCAUAGAUUUUGAGAUUAGAUUGGUGGGAAAACCCAGGAAUUGUUUAGUUACUCUUUACAGGGCAUAUCCAGUGUUCUGGAGAACGCAGGUCAGCUCCAGUUCUGUGCCUUUGGCGGUCUGAAGUUCGUCCUCAGGUGGAUGUUUUGUAUGUACCCAAACUAUAACUUUGUCAUUGUUCCUCUGUGUGUGGCGUCUGUGGCGAGGGGUAAAGGGAAAGAAAGCACCUGAUUGGUUGUGGUGCGGGGAAAGAAAAUAUCCUGAUUGGUUGAUGCAGUAUGUAUGCUCCUGGUCAAGAUCCUUUGGGUAGGAUAUCCAGUCACCACUGGGUAUGGGAAGACUAUACCAGAGAGAGAACUUACAGGGCUUGUUGCUGAACAUCUAUUGACAGAUGGUGGUGAAGGUGGGCUGAAAAUGAGGUCUCUUGAUAUUAAAACCUUUCAGGCACUGCCUUUUCGCUCCCGAAUGCUACCCCAGAAUGCGUCACUUCGGAAGACUUUGGCCUCAAUGAGGUGAAAAAGUUUUUAAAAUUAAACCAAGAGCGAAAUGAACAAGGCAAAACACUUUUUGGUUUGUUGGUUGGUUGUGUUUUUAGGCAAAAAAAUAAAUAUAUUUUGUUUAUUUUUUACUUUAUACAAGUACAGUAACUAUGAUGUAAUUACCUCAAACAAAACUGAUUUUACUGUUAAAAGUUGUAAAAUAUUAUUUUAUUUAGUGUACCAUUUGACACGUUUUAUAAAAAGGAAAUUAGUAGGACAAACAUUUUGUUUUGUUUCUUUGAAUGGUUGGUUAAUAAUUUGUGGAUUUCUUGUUACAUUAGUUUAUUUUUUUAUUUGCAUUUUGGGAUUUUGAUUUCUAACAGAAGAGGACAGUGAAUCAUGAAUUGUGGGAGAUUUGAUUCAGUCAGGAAUUGAUUGAGUUCCUUUUGCGUCUUCACCUGUGAUUGUGUAAAUAGGGGCGUGAUUAGAUCAAUGGAGUGGAUGAGGAUUUGACUCUUCUGAACCCCUCUUCUGGACAGCUAAAGGUCCCGACGCUUCUGCUAUUGUGCGGGAUUCUCUACUUUACACACAGUCUCUGCUCUACUCGUAGGGAACCGGCUAUUCUAGCGAAUGGUGCUCUUUUAAUAAGGUUAGGUCACAGCUGAAUCAAUGUCUGCAAAAACGCGAUGAUGGCAAUCUACAUUUAUUUUGUAUUUAACCUAUAUUUAACUAGGCAACUGAAUUUGAAAAGCAUAACGAUCUAAUUGCAUAUCCCCAUGAAACUGAGAUCAAAUAGUUACUAUGCAGAUGCUGCAUAGAAGUUUCAUCUGUAAAAAAAUGGUUGAAAAUUCUAAUUCACCAUUGACACUAGGAAUGUGAAGGGUGGUUCGAUAUGUGUAGAGCUGAGACUGCUUAAAGUAGAGAAUUCCGUACAUGCGCAGAAGCUUCGGGACCUUUAGCUGUUGGGAUGAGGGGCCCAGAAAAGUCUGAUCCACAGCCUCGGCCUUCAAUCAAACUCAUUGUGGUAUUUAUGCAGGAGCUCUUUUACCCCCAUGGUCAAAUCUAAUCCCUGAACAGUGGUAAUAGUUUACUACCACGAGGAAGUAUCCCCAUCACAAAUAGAUGCGUCCAGUGGUAAUAGUUUACUACCACGAGGAAGUAUCCCCAUCACAAAUAGAUGCGUCCAGUGGUAAUAGUUUACUACCACGAGGAAGUAUCCCCAUCACAAAUAGAUGUGUCCAGUGGUAAUAGUUUACUACCACGAGGAAGUAUCCCCAUCACAAAUAGAUGUGUCCAGUGGUAAUAGUUUACUACCACGAGGAAGUAUCCCCAUCACAAAUAGAUGUGUCCAGUGGUAAUAGUUUACUACCACGAGGAAGUAUCCCCAUCACAAAUAGAUGUGUCCAGUGGUGAUAGUUUACUACCACGAGGAAGUAUCCCCAUCACAAAUAGAUGCGUCCAGUGGUGAUAGUUUACUACCACGAGGAAGUAUCCCCAUCACAAAUAGAUGUGUCCAGUGGUAAUAGUUUACUACCACGAGGAAGUAUCCCCAUCACAAAUAGAUGCGUCCAGUGGUAAUAGUUUACUACCACAGGGAAGUAUCCCCAUCACAAAUAGAUGCAUCCAUGUUUUUCCACAAUGAGAAGGUGAUGCAUGGACAUUAGUUUGUAAACAAAGACACUGCCAUAAACAUUGGUAUAAUGAGUUUGACUGAAUUCCAGCCCUAGAAGAAUUGAGCACUGAUAACGGCUGUGCAAAUGGCACACUAUUACUCCCAAAUGGCACCCUAUUACUGCCAAUAUAGUGCACUUAUUUUGACCAGAGAAUAGGGUGCCAGCUGUCGCUAGUGAUUUUGUUAAUUUUCUUCAUGUAUUCUACCUUUAACAUAGGGAUAUCUAGUCUAAAGGGAUUUCUGUCAUAUUACAGCCUACUUACUCCCUAGCCUGGUGUCCCAGAUCGGUUUGUGCCGUUUUGCCAGAUCCUUGUGAGUCAUGACCAUAGGAUUUAGCUUGGGUGCCAGUCUGUUUCAGGGGGCGUACUGUCAAGGAGGGUGUACUUGUACCACAAGCUGCCUCAUGCUACAGAAACAGGAGAUCGACUGCUGCCCUUUGGGCCUGUCUGGCUUGGACAAGGCUUUACAUACCAGUCUCUGUCUGCUCUGUUCAUGCCAGGGCGAGCAGAAACCAACUGGCACCCAGCCUACAUGGGAGUUUUGGCAAGACAACACAAACAGCUGUGGGAUUCAGGCUGUACUACUCCUCUCAUGUAUGAGUAGUCCAUGUUGGUUGUUGUGUAAAUAAUGCUGAUUAAAUUAAUUUAAAGAUUUCUCACUUUAAAAAAAAAAACAUGUUGAAUUGGGUUGUUUCUUUCAUUCAUAUUCUUGGAGUCGUAAUGUGAUAUUUUAUUAUCCUUUGAUUAUUCAGGUCAUAUUGAAAUGAGUUAAAUCCCUAUGUAAUGUCUGCUCAUGUGAGUAUUGUGGAUAUUCAGACCGUGUCCCUUCAUAGGAUGUCUCAGACCUAAACUGACCUUGUCCCUUCAGAGGAUGUCUCAGACCUAAACUGACCUUGUCCCUUCAGAGGAUGUCU